Messenger RNA from Komagataella phaffii GS115, 249 nucleotides. RefSeq lists its product as hypothetical. The record is from RefSeq and is a predicted model, not a curated record. The transcript has a single exon. The coding region runs from base 1 to 249 and encodes 82 amino acids. NCBI's taxonomy places the organism in Eukaryota, Fungi, Ascomycota, Pichiomycetes, Pichiales, Pichiaceae.
AUGAAGCUCGGGAAAAAUUAUGAUCCAGCAGUAUUUCCGCUCAUCCUGGUCCCAUGUUUUAACAGGAAUGAUGGACCCCAUGCCGAGAAGUCUUCUCCGGAUGUGCGUCUUGUCUCGGGCUGGCUGAAAUCAACCCCACACAUAUACGUACAUCAGGGCAAAACUAGCAAUCCCCGCUCUUACCGCUUCAGAGGUGUUUAUACUGACUGUAGUGGCUCAACAGAAAUCAUUACAGUGCAGAAACAUUAA